UGUGUCGGCGCGUCUACUCCUCGUGCACGCGCCCCCCCAUUCCAACACAGCUCGAGAGGAGCGCGCACACACCGACCGAACCUCCAAACGAGACCGGGAACUAAGUCCACCUUCUGCCCGGCAGUCACACGUCCCCUCCCGGGGUCGCGUCCAAAAAGGCACCGGGAGUCCCGUCAUUAACGCCACGUCGACCCAAACUUCCCCGGCGAGCGAGCACAAUUUCCGCGGUGAGUUCCCCCGAACGUCGACCAUGCUGGACCCGUCCUCCAGCGAAGACACCGGCGGGGAGUCGGAGCCGGAAGUGGCCCCGGAGCCGCCCGGGAAAGCCGCCGACUUUUCCGCGGCCAAGCGGGGAGCCGAGAGCCGAGCGGACGGCCAGCAGAGGCAGCCCGCCGCGGCCGGAGCUUCUUCCGGCCAAAGUGCUCCGCCGGGCGGCGAGGAGGAAGAGAGGCGAGAGCGGGAAAGAAUGCAACGAGAGGAAGAGGAUCACAAAGUCAAACUGCAGAUUUACGUCUUCGUCCUCCGCUGCAUCGCCUACCCUUUCAACGCCAAGCAGCCCACCGACAUGGCCCGGCGGCAGCAGAAGGUGAACAAGCAGCAGCUUCAGGCGAUGAAGGAACGUUUCCUGGCCUUCCUCAACGGAGAAACUCAGAUUGUCGCCGACGAAGCUUGCUGCAACGCGGUGAGGAGCUACUAUGAGGGCUUCCUGAAGAGCGAGCGCGUCUCCAAGAUGGUCCAGGGCGGCGGCUACUCGGCCGGCGACUUCCGCGAGGUGUUCAAGAAGAACAUCGAGCGCCGCGUGCGCGGCCUGCCGGAGAUCGACGGCCUGAGCAAGGAGACGGUGCUGACCUCGUGGAUCGCCAAGUACGACGCCAUCUACAGGGGCGACGAGGACAUGCGGCGCCAGCCCCAGCGGGCGCACAUGAGCGCCGUGUCAGGGCUUAUCCUCAGCAAGGAGCAGCUCUACGAGAUGUUCCAGCAGAUCCUCGGCGUCCGCAAGUUUGAGCACCAGCUGCUGUACAACGCCUGCCAGCUGGACAACGUGGACGAGCAGGCGGCUCAGAUCCGCAGAGAGCUGGACGGACGGCUGCAGCUGGUGGAGAAGAUCGCCAGGGAGAGGAGAUACCCCAAGUUCGUGUCCGCCGACAUGGAUGUCCUCUACGUGGAGGAGCUGCGGUCCUCCAUCAACCUGCUGAUGGGCAACCUGGAGAGUCUUCCCGUGGCCAAAGGAGGACCCGACUUCAAGCAGAAGCUCAAGCGCUCGUCCAUGAACAACUCCUUCUACGAACUGGGCGACGAAGCGGACGUGCUGUCCAAGUCGGACGUGUUGCUGUCCUUCACGCUGGAGGUGGUGAUCGUGGAGGUCGAGGGUCUGAAGUCGGUGGCUCCCAACAGGAUCGUGUACUGCACCAUGGAGGUGGAUGGCGGGGAGAAGCUGCAGACGGACCAGGCUGAGGCCUCCAGACCACAGUGGGCGACUCAGGGCGACUUCUGCACGAAUCAUCCUCUGCCCUCGGUCAAAGUCAAGCUCUUCAUGGAGAGCACGGGGGUCCUGGCUCUGGAGGACAAGGAGCUGGGCCGAGUGGUCCUCACCCCGACCACCAACGGCCCCAAGCAGGCCGAGUUCCACCGCAUGGUGGUCCCCAAGAACAGCCAGGACACGGAGCUGAAGAUCAAGCUGGCCGUGCGCAUGGACAAACCCCCCAACAUGAAGCACAGCGGGUAUUUGUACGCACUUGGACAUCGCGUGUGGAAGCGCUGGAAGAGAAGAUACUUUGUUUUGGUUCAGGUGAGCCAGUACACCUUCGCCAUGUGCAGCUACAGAGACAAGAAGGCGGAGCCUCAGGAGCUGAUGCAGCUGGAGGGCUACACGGUGGACUACUGCGACCCCCAGCCGAGCCUGCAGGGCGGGCACGUCUUCUUCAACGCCGUCAGAGAGGGCGAAUCGGUGGUGUACGCCUGCGACGACGAGCAGGACCGACUGCUGUGGGUCCAGGCCUUGUACCGCGCCACGGGACAGUCCUACAAGCCCACGCCCCCUCCCCUCAGCAAGACCGCCAAGGGUCGAGCAGGAAGCAAGAAAGCAGCGUCGCCGAUUAGUUUGGGUCCCUCGCAGCGUCAGGGCGUGGAGGAGCUGGUCGCCGCCUCGCCGUGUCGCUUCGACCACGCUCGCCUCUUCACCGUUCUACAGAAGCAAACUCUGCAGCACCGCAUGAACGACUCCUUCUCCUGCUUGGGCUGGUUCAGCCCAGGUCAGGUGUUCGUGCUGGACGAGUACUGCGCUCGUUACGGCGUGCGCGGCUGCCAUCGCCACCUGAGCUACCUGAGCGAGCUGAUGGCGUUGUCGGAGAACAACACGCUGGUGGACCCCACGCUGCUGCACUACAGCUACGCCUUCUGCGCCUCCCACGUGCACGGCAACAGACCUGAUGGCAUGGGCGCGGUGACGAUGGAGGAGAAGGAGACGUUUGAAGGCGUCAGAAGUCGACUGCUGCUUCUUCUGGAGAAGCAGAUUACACACUUUAGGUACUGCUUCCCCUUUGGAAGACCAGAUGGCGCCCUGAAGGCCACGCUGUCCCUGCAGGAGCGGGUCCUCAUGAAGGACAUCACCACAGCAGUUCCUCCAGAGGAGAUGAAGAAGCUGGUGCACAAGUGUCUGGAGAAAGCUGCCGGGAUCAAUUACGGCCAGCUGAUAGAAUACGCUCACAUGACAGUGGACGUGGAAGUGGACCCGGAGAAGAGACUGGAGGACGUGAUGCGAUUGGGAGAGUUGGUCAUUGAAGUCCUGCAGCAGAACGACGAGCAUCACUCUGAGGCGUUCUCGUGGUGGCCCGAGCUGAUGGCCGAGCACGCCGAGAGCUUCCUGUCCCUGUACCGGGCGGACGUGGACCCGGUCCUGCGGGCCCAGGCCCUGGACUCGUGGAACAGCUUCCCGCUCUUCCAGCUCCUCAACGGCUUCCUGAGGACCGAGCCCCACCUGUGCAACGGGCCCUUCCACAAACACCUGCAGGAGCUGUUUGUCCCCCUGGUGGUGCGCUACAUCGACCUGAUGGAGUCGUCCAUCGCGCAGUCCGUCCAUCGAGGCUUCGAGCACGAGACCUGGCAGUCGGUCAAGUCUCUCACUAACAACCUCGCCGGCGUCCCCCUCCUCAAAGUCCCCAGCCUCCCCCUGUCCCUUCCGUCCAUGCCCAGCUUCUCGCCACCGGCCUGGAUGGGAGCGCCGCGUGACCACACCAACGGCUCGGCCACGUCGGACGACCUGUUCUGGAAGCUGAACGCUCUGCAGAUGUUCGUGGUGGACCUGCACUGGCCUGAGGAGCAGUUUGCUCAACAUCUGGAGCAGCGGCUCAAGCUGAUGGCCAGCGACAUGAUGGAGGCCUGCGUCAGGAGAACAAAAUCUGCUUUUGACGCCAAAAUGCAGAAAGCCAACAAGUCGACGGACUUCCGAGUGGCGCUGUGCGUGUGCACCAUGCUGAACGUGCUGAUGGACGCCAAGAGACACUGCUCCACCCUCUGUGUGCUGGACACUGGACAGGAGCAGACAGACAAACAAUGGCAACAGUACCACUCCAAAAUCGAUGUCCUGAUCGAUGAGGCGUUCAAAGACAUGAUUUCUUCUCUGGUCUCUAAGUUGUCGGCGGUCCUCGAUGGCGUUCUGUCCAAACUGUCCAGAUACGACCAAGGCACCUUCUUCUCCUCCGUCCUCUCCUUCACGGUGAAAGCCGCCGGCAAAUACGUGGAAGUGCCCAAAGCAGGAAUGGACAUGGCAGACACCUACAUCACAUUCAUACGACUCAAUCAAGACAUCCUUCGUGAUUCCAUCAAUGAUGAACUCUACUUGGAAAAAAUCUUUGAUCAAUGGUACAGCAGCAGCAUGAAGAUGCUGUGUGGGUGGUUGACGGACAGGUUGGACCUGCAGCUUCAUCUCUACCAGCUGAAGACCCUCAUCAAGAUGGUGAAGAAGACCUUCAGAGACUUCCGCCUGCAGGGUGUGUUGGACACCACCCUCAGCAACAAGAACUACGAGAGCGUCUGCAACCGCCUGGCACUGGAGGAAGCCACUGUGGCCGUCAAGGCAGGCGACGCCUUGCAGGGGAUCAGCAUGAGGGACAGUGAUGAAGAUGACUGAACGACUUCAUCGUCACGUCUGUAGCCACACCUUCACCAUCGUCACACCUUCACCUUCAUCACACCUUCACCUUAGUCACACCUUCACCUUAGUCACACCUUCACCACACCUUCACCAUCGUCACACCUUCACCUUCAUCACACCUUCACCAUAGUCACACCUUCACCAUAGUCACACCUUCACCAUCGUCACACCUUCACCUUCAUCACACCUUCACCUUCAUCACACCUUCACCAUAGUCACACCUUCACCAUAGUCACACCUUCACCAUCGUCACACCUUCACCUUCAUCACACCUUCACCUUCAUCACACCUUCACCAUAGUCACACCUUCACCAUAGUCACACCUUCACCAUCGUCACACCUUCACCUUCAUCACACCUUCACCUUAGUCACACCUUCACCUUCAUCACACCUUCAC
This is a messenger RNA of Entelurus aequoreus (snake pipefish), 4550 nucleotides long. Its product is annotated as calcium-dependent secretion activator 2-like. The record is from RefSeq and is a predicted model, not a curated record. NCBI's taxonomy places the organism in Eukaryota, Metazoa, Chordata, Actinopteri, Syngnathiformes, Syngnathidae. The coding region runs from base 251 to 4129 and encodes 1292 amino acids. The transcript has 29 exons. Gene Ontology annotation, biological process: positive regulation of exocytosis; synaptic vesicle exocytosis; dense core granule exocytosis. Gene Ontology annotation, cellular component: glutamatergic synapse.